Messenger RNA from Aspergillus niger, 1218 nucleotides. RefSeq lists its product as uncharacterized. The transcript has a single exon. The record is from RefSeq and is a predicted model, not a curated record. The coding region runs from base 1 to 1218 and encodes 405 amino acids. Lineage: Eukaryota; Fungi; Ascomycota; Eurotiomycetes; Eurotiales; Aspergillaceae.
AUGCUGUCGUGGCACUCCCUCGACCUCGUCUCCUGUACCACCCUCCAGACCCUGUGGGCCGGGUACGGGCACAUCUGCGCCCUCACCGCCCGAGCCACCACCGCCGAAGCGGCGGAGCAUCUCGGGAAGCUUUGCGGAGUGGAUUCGAGAACCGCAGGGAGCACUUUUCCUCUGAUUUUAAAGCUCAUCUCACCGCCUCGCAAAGCAGCGGGAAAGGAGGAUGAGGGCCAUCUUCGCAAGAUGCUCAGCUACGAGGUUGAGCAGUACUUCUACAGUGAUGUAGUCCCGCGACUAGGAGAUGAUAUCGCUGUGGCUAACUGCCUGGCGUCUACGCGAGACAUGCGUGGGAAGCAAUGUGAAGAGGAACUUCGUGGUAUGAUGGCGACGAUUAUGGUUGAUUUGCGGCCUGCAUUCCCGGUUGCGGGUGAGAAGAGAAGCGUGUUGAGUCGUGCUCAGGUGUAUGGGGCGCUGAAUUGGUUGGCAAGGUUUCAUAGUCGGUCGUGGGGGUUGUUGUCUGAUGACAGGAGUCUGGAUGGGUAUGUCCUACCGCCGCUUGAGGAAGCGAAGAGGAGGCGGGACUUGGGGAAGACGGAAGUAGGGGAUGCGUUGUGGCUUAACGGAGGGUACACGUAUCUGGCAACCCGCCGGAAGGAGUACGCUUCGCUAGUUGAGGAUACGGACUCGGAGUGGUCUGAUAUCCUAUGUACAGCUUCGGAUGAGUCUGCGCUAUCGGUUGCUGAGAUGGCUGCGUUCCUCUUAACACCUUGUGGAAGGAAGAUGGAGUCACUUAUCCAUGGCGAUGUCAAGUCAGAGAACCUCUUUACGACAAGCAAGGGCGAUGAGGUAGCUUUCUUUGACUUUCAAUAUGUCGGGUUAGGUCUGGGAGUUUGUGACCUGGCAAAACUCUUUACGUGCUCGGUUCCGUUGAGGAUGCUUGCUGACGAUGAGGAAGACUUGCUACCAGAGCAAUUGGAAAUGUGUGAAGGUGAGCGAACUUUGCUGGAGCACUACCAUAAGACGUUGCUCCAGGAUAAAGGAGAGCGCUGGUACGAAUGGGAAUCCUUUGUACGACACUGGGAGACGGCUCUAGUGGACUGGUGCAGGUUUCAGGCUUCUUGGGGCUUCUGGGGGAAUACUGAGUGGCUUGAGGCUCGUGUGAGAUCUAUUGUGAGCGACCUGGGGUGGAGAGAGUGGUUAAGCCGCAGCAUAAGCCGUUGA